CGGCUGCGGGCAGGCCCCGCCCCUGGAGGUCCGGGAAGAGCAGCCGGGCGAGAGGAUGGCGGCUGACGAGGCAGAGAAGGCCCGGGGGAAGCGCGCUGCUCUCUCCUUCGCCGCCGUCGCCCUGGUGCUGGGGCUGCCGCUCUGGUGGAAGACGACGGAGACGUACCGGGCCUCGCUGCCCUACGCGGGGAUCAGCGCGCUGGGCUCGCUCCGGUUCCAGCUGACUGUGCCCGUCUCGGUGGUCUUUGCCAAGGGGGCUCUGCCAGGAGCUCAGUGGAGGAGACUCCCUUUCGCAGACACACAGGAGGAGGAGAACCUGUUAAACUCAAAAACAAGCGUUACAGCCCGCUAUGAGACGACUUAUCGGAGUGCGACCGCCACGGAGCAGGCAGCCUUGGCCAUGGCCACCGUGCAAGAGGCAGAUGCUGCGCUGCUCCCGCUGCAGGAGGACUCGGUGGGCGCUCUGACAGUAUACGUGAUCCCGGAAACCUCCCUUCUCCUGCCUCAGGGCAUUGGUGUGUACGUCGGGAAGCACCGUAGCGCUGUGAUGAGGCGUACGCAGGGCCCAGGGGAUGUCCUGGCUGCCAUUAGUGCCCGGGUGCAGCAGAUUGUGCAGGCCAUGUCCUUUACCACCGACUCCAUCACCACCGCCUUGUCUGAUCGCGUCCCCAUGGACCAGCUCGGCACGGACACGAGGCGCCCGUUCAAAUCCAGCCUGGGGUACGAGAUCACCUUCAGCUUAUUGAACCCAGACCCCAGGUCCCAUGACGUGCACUGGGACAUCGAGGCAGCUGUCAACAGCUACGUGCAGCCCUUCCUCGACAAGCUGGGCUCAGUGGCCAACUUCUCGGUGGACUCCCAGAUCCUGUACUAUGCCGUCCUGGGGGUCUCGCCCCGCUUUGACAAGGCUUCCUCCAGUUUCAUCCUGAGCGCGCUCAGUCUCCCCCACGUCAUUAACCCGGUGGAAGCCAGGCUGGGUUCCAGCGCCACUUCGCUCUACCCCGUGUUGAACUUCCUGCUGUACGUGCCAGAGCGCGUCCAUUCCCCUCUCUACAUCCAGGACAAGGACGGCGCCGCGGUGGGGACCAACGCCUUCCACAGCCCCCGCUGGGGUGGGAUCAUGGUGUACAACAUCGACCACCCAGCUCCUGACAAGGCCCCUCUCCCGCUUCGGGUGGACGUGGACAUGGUGCGAGUGAUGGAGGUGUUCCUGGCCCAGCUACGGUUGUUGUUUGGGAUCUCCCAGGUGCCGCUCCCAGAGGAGUUCCUGCUGGAGAGCCCUGGGAACAAGGGGCUGACUGACUGGGAGCUGGACCGCCUGCUGUGGACCCGGACGGUGGAGAAUAUCGCCACGGUGUCCACCACCCUCACCUCCCUGGCCCAACUGCUAGACAAGAUCGGGAACAUCGUCAUCAAGGAUGAUGUUGCUUCUGAGGUAUACCAUGCAGUAGCAUCUGUGCAGACUGCCAUGCUGGAGCUGGCCUCUGGCCGUCUGGGCUCAGCAUUCCAGGCCAGUAAAGAGGCGGUCACCUCCUCGGAGCGGGCCUUCUUUGACCCUUCGCUGCUGCAUCUCCUCUACUUCCCUGAUGACCAGAAAUUUGCCAUCUACAUUCCACUCUUCCUGCCGAUGGCGGUGCCCAUCCUGCUGUCCCUGGUGAAGAUCCUCCGGGAAGCCAAACAGAGCAAGAAGGAGCCCAUGAAAACUGACUGAGCCUGUCUGCAGCUGCCCCAUGGGGCAGGGGAGCUCAGAGCCAGCUCGUGACAGCCUGUCUGUGUAGGAACAGUCCGGGCCCAGUUAAAGGGCUUGGACUCAGAUGAUUCUUCGUGAAUCCUGGAAGAGUGGAAAGUCUGGCAGAAAUAGGGUGUUGGGUCAGAAACCGAGGCUUAGCCCCAGCAUGGCCACUUCCCAGCAUGAAGCUCUUGGGUUCGCCUUUGCCUUUACCUAGGGGGUUAGCAGGGACUCCUAUGCUGCUGCUAGGCCUCUACGGCUGGCCCGGGCCAGCCGACUCCGGCUAAGGGGCUGUUUCAUUGCGGUGUGGCUCUUUGGGCUUGUCCUAGAGCCCGGGCUCCAGCCCCCUGCAAGGUGGGAAGGUACCAGAGCGUGGGCUCCAGUCCAAGCCCCAAUGUCUACACCUCAAUUAAACAGCCCCUUGGCAAGAGCCCCACAAGCCCGUCAGCUGGCCUCAGCAGAUCUCCCCCAAGGAGUGCAGAGUGGCUACAGCUGCGAGUGACUGGCCGUCUGAACAAAAUGCCCCUGCAGGCUGGGUCCAAGGUGGAUGAGCUCGGGCCACUUCUGCUUUUUCUAGUUACUGCAGCCAGCUCCACCACCAGACAGCAGAGGAGGCACUUUGGGGCUCCCUGGGUAUGAGUCAAGCUUGCACUCCCCGCACGGUGCCUGGAUGAAGGGGCUUUCCUUUGAGUCGGAAGGAUUGGGAGAGGCUCUGGAGACUGUCCCCUCUGAGUGCUUCAGCAGCCUGAAGUGCACCCUUCCAGCCCAGCCCUUACAUGGCGUGCCCCUGGGGCUGCCUAGCUUAGCGGGAGUGAGACCUGUGAGGCACCUUCCCUUUAUUCCUGUUGAGAGCCUUAGUAUUGGCAGGGUCCCCUCUACGUGCACUGGACCCGGGUCCCUCCCCUUGUGAGCUGUUAAUCCACAAGUGUGACCCUGCCACCUUCCCCAACGGAGGGGGCAUAUACAGGCCAGCCUGGGCCUGUGCAUUGGGGCAGCGCUUCCUCGCAGUGUCUGCAGCAGGUGAGUGCUGCUCAUCCUUCAGGGCCGUUCAGAAAGUGGCUCUUGGGUUUCUUAGCUUCCUGCCACGGCUGGCAGCCUGUGGGUCUCUGUGAGGGGAGCCUGGGGCCCUGUUUUGCAGGUGGGCUGGGGGGGGUGGGCAGACGUGAGAGUGAUGCACUGAUCAAUGCUGAACAAAACAAGGUUUCUUUUUAAUAAAAGUAAAAGCCAGA
Messenger RNA from Malaclemys terrapin pileata, 2958 nucleotides. It is a transcript of the gene PIGS, whose product is annotated as phosphatidylinositol glycan anchor biosynthesis class S. Bases 56 to 1711 code for a protein of 551 amino acids. The record is from RefSeq and is a predicted model, not a curated record. Gene Ontology annotation, biological process: attachment of GPI anchor to protein. Lineage: Eukaryota; Metazoa; Chordata; Testudines; Emydidae. The transcript is spliced from 12 exons. Gene Ontology annotation, cellular component: GPI-anchor transamidase complex.